ACAUUUCCUACCUGUCACCACAAGGGGUGUCCAGGACACAUUAUGAAUGUGAAGCUUCACUAACCAAACUGUACGGGGUAGUCUAGCAGUUGAGCUCUGAGUGAUUCUGUGAAAUUAGAGGAGAGAUCCUUGCAGCUGCUCUUCAGGGACUGCUGUCAUUAAGGGGGAAAGAGCAGAUCUUGCUGUGUGAGACAGAGAGAGAGAGAAGAUGCAGAGUGCAUUUGGCUGAGCUCUUUGGCUACUAGGAAGCACUGAAAGGCAGACAGAGCAAGAGGGAGAGCAAGAGCGAACGGAAAGCAGAGGAAGCCAGAGCGAGACUGAAGCAGAGAGCAGCUGUGCCUGUUUCCUUAUCCUUUGACACUUCGGGGCACCUCAAUCCAUGAGGACAUGGAUUCUUUCACUGAAAUCUUCCUCAAGCUGCUGAUCCUGGUCCCUGUUCAUCACUGGAAUAUAUUAGCAGCAGGAGACAAAUAUAAUUGUGAUGAUCAGCUGGUGUCUGCCUUGCCUCAAUCAUCAUUCAGCAGUUCAUCAGAGCUGUCCAGUAGCCACAGCCCAGGAUUUGCAAGGCUUAACAGAAGAGACGGUGCUGGUGGCUGGACUCCACUCAUAUCAAAUAAAUAUCAGUGGCUUCAGAUUGAUUUUGGGGAAAGAACUGAAAUUACAGCUGUUGCUACCCAAGGUGGAUAUGGGAGUUCUGACUGGGUAACGAGCUAUCUCCUGAUGUUCAGUGACAGUGGAAGAAACUGGAAGCAAUAUCAUCAAGAAGAAAGCAUUUGGGUAUGUUCUUCUAUUGCCUGCUUCAAUAUUGGAGCAAUUUCAUCUAACUACUUAGGCAACUGCUUCUGCAAAGUUUUGCGUAAGUCAAUUAUUCUGAUAUGGGAUCCUGAAGAAAAUAUGAACACAAAUGAAAUAUUUGACAAAGAUAGUUCUUAG
Molecule: messenger RNA, 933 nt
Organism: Pogona vitticeps (central bearded dragon)
Lineage: Eukaryota; Metazoa; Chordata; Lepidosauria; Squamata; Agamidae
Source: RefSeq, a predicted model, not a curated record